AUGGCUACUCAAUCUCCCUCUAAAAAGGACCGACCGGUCCUGGAAGCCGUCUUGCAGCAAUCCAUGCUUCAGCAAGCACAAGCUGCCGCUGCCGUCCAGACCGAUCCCGCAAGACCUACGAGACGGGAGGCCCUCCUGCAAAUGACCGACCUCAUCACUCCCGAUUCGGCCGAGGACGACAUGCCACCUCCUGCUUACGGCCAGAUCCAUGGCGAGGUCCCCAACGAAAAGCACGGCCUGGGCAUCAGUACCCGUGUCACCGACGACGGCCGUAUCAACAUCCGCAUCAAUCAAUUCAACCACCGCUUGUCCCAGAUCUUUACUCCUGCUUUACGUCAAGAGGUCCAGAGUAUCCAAGAUAGUCGCCCGCCUCCAUCCCCCUACAUUCCCCCUUCCUUAGGAGGCGACGGGGGAGUUCCUCCACCCCCGCCCUUGAACAUCGUCAUCCAGGUUGUGGGCUCGCGCGGAGACGUGCAACCCUUCGUUGCCUUGGGAAAAGUCUUAAAAGACACCUACGGCCAUCGCGUACGUCUGGCGACUCAUCCCAACUUCAAGGACUUUGUACAGGAGAAUGGCCUGGAAUUCUUCAGCAUCGGUGGCGACCCCUCCCGGCUAAUGGCCUUCAUGGUCAAGAAUCCCCGCUUGAUGCCGGGUUUUGGCAGUCUCCUAAGUGGAGAUGUCGGUCAGCGAAGAAGGGAUGUUGCCGAGUACAUUCAGGGCUGCUGGCGAUCAUGUUACGAAGCCGGUGACGGAAUGGGCCUUCGUGCUACCGACGAUGGCCUUUCUGAGCCCUCUGAGAACGACUCUGGCUCCGAGCCUACAGCAAGACCCUUCGUCGCCGACUGCAUCAUCGCCAACCCCCCAAGCUUCGCCCAUAUCCAUUGCGCAGAGAAGCUGGGCAUCCCUCUCCAUAUUAUGUUCACCAUGCCAUAUUCUCCCACCCAGGCCUUUCCCCAUCCGCUGGCCAACAUCCAAUCCUCUAAUGCCGACCCUCAACUCACUAAUUACAUAAGUUAUGCUAUGAUCGAAGUCCUCUCGUGGCAGGGUCUAGGUGAUAUCAUCAACCGAUUUCGCGCGAAGUGUCUCGGUUUGGAUCCCGUGAGUCUGAUCUGGGCCCCCGGGAUGCUCCACCGUCUCAAAGUCCCUCACACCUACUGCUGGUCUCCGGCGCUGAUGCCUAAACCAAAAGACUGGGGCCCUCACAUAUCCAUCUCUGGGUUCUACUUUCUCAACUUGGCCUCGAACUACACCCCAGACCCUGAUUUCCAGGCCUUCCUCGACGCCGGUCCACCGCCCGUCUACAUAGGAUUCGGGAGCAUCGUUUUGGACGAUCCUAAUGCGAUGACGGAGCUCAUCUUCGAGGCCGUGAGGAAGACUGGCCAGCGUGUCCUCCUUUCUAAAGGCUGGGGAGGCAUGGGCGCGGACGGGCUUCAUAUUCCCGACGGCGUCUUUAUGCUAGGCAACGUGCCGCACGACUGGCUUUUUCAGCGCGUCUCGUGCGUUGUUCACCAUGGUGGCGCAGGAACCACGGCGGCAGGCAUUAGCGCAGGCCGGCCGACCGUAGUCGUUCCCUUCUUUGGAGACCAGCCUUUCUGGGGCGCCAUGGUCGCGCGAGCAGGCGCCGGCCCCGAUCCAAUCCCUUACAAACAACUCACAGCGGACAAACUAGCCGAUGCCAUCAACUUCUGCCUGAAGCCCGAAAGCCUGGAACGCGCCAAAGAACUCGCAAGCAAGAUCGCGGCCGAGCGAGGUAGCGACAUGGGCGCUCAGUCUUUCCAUCAAUAUCUCGACGCUGACCGACUCCGUUGCACUCUUGCACCAUCUCGACCUGCUGCGUGGCGCAUCAAGCGCACCCAGGUCAGGGUAAGCGCUUUUGCUGCCUGUACUUUGGCGAAUGCAAAUCUUUUGGAUUUCCGUGACUUGAAGCUCUUUAGACCACAAGAAUAUCACACCGACGAAGGUCCUUGGGAUCCAAUAUCCGGAGGUGCUGCGGCAUGUUUUAGGGCGUUCAACGGCAUGGCGAUGGGGUUAGUCGAGGUUCCCUCGGAGAUGGUGAAAGCUUUACACAUUCCGAUUGGAUCCAGCCGGCAGCAGUCCCAAGAAUCAGUGCUGACAAUCGCAAGGGGAAGCGAGACCUCACAUGCGGGAGAAAGAUCAACUCCGCCAACUUCGCCAGAACACAGUCAGACGAGCUUGAAUGCGCCGAGAUCUCAUGCUCGUGUUCGGAGCCCUUCCAACCUCUCCGGUGUGUCAUCUCCCACUUCGAACAUCGGAUCAAGCUCUAUGCCCGAUGCAUUGCAAGGCCAGUUGAGUCCCAAGCAAGACGACGCUAGCCGAAGUCGAGUCCGCAGUCGGAACGAAUCCGCCUUCGGCAAGGACCAUGACAUGCUGCCUCAGACUGGCGUGCACACGAACAAAGGCCUUGGGCGUUUCGUCAAGGCGUUUGUGCAGACACCCAUAGAGAUCUCAGUGAGUUUAACCAAAGGGUUUCACAAUCUCCCCAAGCUUUGGGGAGACGAUACCGUGCGCCCUCAAGAACAAGUUAGCGAUUUUAAGUCAGGCGCCGUGGCAGCAGGAAAAGAGUUUGGCUUUGGCUGGUACGAUGGCGUUACUGGCCUGGUCACUCAGCCCUGGAAAGGCGCCCAGAAAGAGGGUGCUAGCGGCUUUGUCAAAGGAAUCGGCAAAGGGGUUGCAGGAUUUGCAACCAAACCAUUCGCAGGCUUCUCUGGUAUCCUCGGUCACACGAUGAAGGGGGUACAAAAAGAGGUGCAGAAGUUAUUCGGCAGCAAUGUGCAGAACUACAUCGUCGCCUCCAGGGUCGCUCAAGGAUACGAGGAGUGGCUGCAGAGCUCCGAUGCAGAAAAGCAAGACGUCAUCGUUCGGUGGAAGCUGAUCCAGAAAUACCUAAAGAAAAACCGCAACCCUGACGAGAUGGUGCGAGAUAUCCUGGAAGCACAGCGUAAGAAGAACCUAGAGGACACAGUGGCCCGCCAAAACUGCGGACAUACCGCGGAUUCCGCUCAGUCCGCCAGUGCAGAUGCUCCGACACAAGAUCCCGAGAGUGCCAUACUCGCCAUGGGUGGUUCACCGUCCCCGGACGAAUCGCGAACAGCGGCUGAAAUCAACGAAACCAUCCGACUAUCAGUCCAGGAGACGUCACGUAGAGACGUAGAAGAGGAUGCCAGUAUGGAGCGAACGAUUCAGGAAGGCGUGUCUCGGCUUCAGUGCCAACAACGAGAAGCUACAGAUCAUCAGGCAGAGCAGGAGAACCUGCACCAGGCGAUAGCGGCCAGCAGAAACGAAGCUCAGCGACACGCAAGCGAAGCAUUAGAAUUUAAGAAACAGCUGGAGCGAGUCAUGGGGCAGAGUGUGUUGGAACAGAGACAGAGCGGUAGCGAUAGGGAAUGGGAGUCGAAUAUGGGUCUCGAUAACGAGGAAGAUGAUGAGGAGUUCGAGCGGGCAAUAAGAGAAUCCGAACAGAUGGCGAAGAAGGCGGCAGCCGUGACUGGUGGGUCACCAAGCGUCCAGCGACCCUGUUCGUAUGAUCCAGGGCAUCUCGCGGGCACCAGGCAAAGUGAGUUCGAGGCGCAACAACAGGGACAGCGGAGGGAGAAAACGACACAAGAGAGGACAGAAGAAGAGAUUGUGAUGGAAUACAUCAAGAAGCAAAGCCUCUUGGAAGUAUACCAUCAGAGCAAAGGUAAGGGCCGUGGCACAGCGAUAGAGGAUCACGACGACGAAGACUUGCAGAAGGCAAUGAAGUUAAGUAUGCAAGGACACGAACAUGAUGCGCAGUAUCGGAACGGGGAGGCAUCAGGGACGUGA
Molecule: messenger RNA, 3825 nt
Organism: Cladophialophora psammophila CBS 110553
Lineage: Eukaryota; Fungi; Ascomycota; Eurotiomycetes; Chaetothyriales; Herpotrichiellaceae
Exons: 1
Coding region: 1-3825 (1274 amino acids)
Biological process (GO): carbohydrate metabolic process
Molecular function (GO): hexosyltransferase activity; UDP-glycosyltransferase activity
Source: RefSeq, a predicted model, not a curated record